This is a messenger RNA of Oryza brachyantha (malo sina), 1542 nucleotides long. Its product is annotated as F-box/FBD/LRR-repeat protein At1g51370-like. Lineage: Eukaryota; Viridiplantae; Streptophyta; Magnoliopsida; Poales; Poaceae. The record is from RefSeq and is a predicted model, not a curated record.
AAUGUUCCUGCCGAACAAGGCCUCAACCAGCUGGUCCGCACCUGCUGUCUCUCCCGCGCGUGGCGCCGCCGGUGGGAGUCUGUGCCCUUCCUCCACGUCGAGCUGCCCCCGGGAUCCUCCUCACGCGUCCUCUGGCAGUGCGCGGCGCCCGUCCAAGGCUUCCGCGCCGACGCCUACGUCCGCAUCCGCAGGCGCGAUAUCUACCGCGCCGCCCGCUGGCUCCGCGCCUUGGCGCGGAGGCGCGUCCGGGAGCUCAUCCUGCACUUCGAGCCCUCCUCCUUGUUCAGCAGACCGCGCUGCUUCCUCGGCCCCGCCAUCUUCUCCUGCGCCGCGCUCGUCCGCCUCCACCUCGAGGACUGCCACAUGCCGCCCGCGCCACGGGGCUUCUCGGGCUCCCCGAACUCAUGGCUCACACUCGACAACGUCAUCCUCCCGUUCGACGGUGGCGGCGCGCAGCUGGAACGCCUCAUCGCCGCGGCGACGCGCCUCGCCGUGCUCGAGUUGCCCGCCGUGUUUACCACUGGCAUCCACGACCACGGCGACGUGGACACGUGGGCCAUCCGGGCGCCCAACCUCCGGGAACUACUGAUCAUCGUGCCAAGCGCUUAUGAGGGCAUUCGGUUGGAAAUGCCGUUCCCGCUGCUGGAGAAGGCGUACAUCACAAUCGAUUGCCUAUUCGGGACCCAAGAUUUCCUCGACGCUUUCCGACGGAUUGCUACUGUCGAUGAGCUUUGUUUCGUCAGUGAUCUGUCAAACAAUAAUCUGCUUGAGGGGAUUACCUGGAAGUUUGAGAAUCUGACGGAAACCCACCUGAACAUAAAUUUUGGCAACCACUCAAGUGUUCUAUCAUUAGUUUCUUUGCUAGAGUUUGCUCCGCACAUCGAACACCUUCACAUUAUGGUAACAUUAGAUUCGCACCUUGAUAUGCUGCAAUAUAAAGACGAUUCUUGGUCAAUUGAUUUAAUUAACUCUGAUACAGAAUGGCCAGAGGAAGAUAAGAUUGAUGAGGGCUAUCUAAAUUCAGAGAUAAGGGGUGACUUGUUUGCAAGCCUGAAAUAUGUGACCCUGAGUGGUGUCAAGUACUUCUCAAAUCAAAUGAGUUUUAUGAAGUUCGUACUGUCGAAAGCAGGAUCCCUUCAAACAUUUGCUGUCACUUUUGUCUAUGAUGACGAAAGGAGCGAAUGGUACAAAAAGGCAUGCAGGGAGUUAAGACAAUGCAAAAAGGCAUCAAGGCAAGUCAUGUUUCUUCCAAAGCUUAAGAGACAAAGCCACGACACCGACAACAAACGGCUUGUAAGUAUUUUCAGACGUCCUGUCCUUUCGAUACUGCCUUCGUAUUACGGAAGAAUUACUUGCGAACUUGGUACUGUUUAGACUCCAGAUGUUGUUCUUGUGCAAACAGCUGCUUGUUUCCUUCUGGAGGCAGAGUGUUGUACAUAACCGUGUGUCAAUGAAUUACCAGACCUUUUUUUUUUUGGAAAAAGGAACACAAUGAUUUUGUGACAGGCUGACACUGAUAUAGCAGAGCGGUAUUUCUGAAUG